Nezara viridula (southern green stink bug) is the source of this 3387-nucleotide messenger RNA. The record is from the annotation of a GenBank genome assembly. NCBI's taxonomy places the organism in Eukaryota, Metazoa, Arthropoda, Insecta, Hemiptera, Pentatomidae.
AUGUCUGAUCUUUUUAAAUCAGCAUUUGGUUACUUUAGUAGCAAUACUUCAACUACAAUAAACAAUGAAUUGGUUGGACAGAUUGUGGAAGUUGGAAACAUUAAAUUAAAAGUCAAAAGAGUUGUGGCUGAAGGUGGAUAUGCUGUGGUCUUUGUUGCUCAAGCAGUAGACACAGGAAAAGAAUUUGCUCUCAAGAGGCUAUUAGCAGCAGACGAUGAAGCUACUCAAGCAAUUAUUAAAGAAAUUAACAUUCUUAAAAAGCUCUCAGGACAUCCUAACAUUAUUCAAUUUGUCGCUGCUGCGUUCAUUGACAAAUCACAGUCUAGUCAUGGGAUGUCAGAAUACUUGCUUCUUACAGAGCUUUGCACAGGAGGUACAUUGGUUGAGUUACUGCAAAAGAGAGGAUCUGCAGGAUUGCCUCCUGAAGUUAUUACGAGAAUUAUGUGGCAAACAUGUAAAGCUAUUCACCAUAUGCACCUGCAGAACCCACCUAUUUUCCAUAGAGACAUAAAGAUUGAAAAUCUUUUGCUUACCAGUGAAGGGAGAAUUAAACUUUGUGAUUUUGGAAGUGCUACAUGUAAUGUAGUCAAGCCGGAUCACACUUGGAGUGCUCAGCAGCGAUCUCUUAUACAAGACCAGAUUUCGAGGUGUACGACUCCAAUGUACCGAGCACCUGAAAUGUUGGAUACUUGGGACAACCGUGAGGUUGGGCCUGGAGCGGAUUCUUGGGCGAUCGGUUGUCUCCUCUGCCUUCUGGCCUAUUUGAGGCAUCCAUUUGAGGAUUCGUCCACUCUUCGUAUCAUCAAUGCUAAUUAUUCACUUCCUCCUGGCGAUUCUCAAUAUAAGCCGUUUCAUUCGAUUAUCGAUGGUUGCCUAGUUGCAGAACCGGAAAAGCGACUCACUUUACCUCAAAUUUUGGAUAGGCUUGCCUCUAUAGCAGAAACGCUAGGAAUCAAUCCCAAUGAGCCAAUACCAUUAGAAAAAUUAGUUAUUGCAACAAGUUCGAGCCUGGACGGUGCGAAAGAACAACCAGCCGCUCCUAGUCCAGUCCAUUCUGCAGUUAGUAAUAGCCCUCGCUCUCAUAGUCCCUCACAUAUUCCUCCAAGUCGCCCUGCUCCUCCUCCUCAUGUAGCCCCACCAAGCAAUGCCACCAAUAGCGGUGGAGGGCUUUUUUCCCAAAUAAGAGGAGGUGCUGGAAGUUUUCUGAAAAAUCUGCGAGAUACCUCAUCUAAAGUGGUUCAGUCCGUACAGCAGACGAUGGUGAGGGGUGAAGAGAUGGCAGCUAGCUAUAUUACAUCUCGCCUUUGUGUGGUCAACUAUACCGAUGGCCCUGAUACCCUCCAUGACUUGAGGUACACCAUUGAAUCUCGACAUCCGUUACCUGGUGCUGCCAUCUACAAUUUGACCCAAUCUACCUUUCCAUUGAAUAGGUUUCCAAAUGCAACGAUUGUUGAGUGUGGUUGGGGUAAGAAGUGCCCCUCGCUCCAGGCUUUGUACACCCUCUGUGAGCACAUGUACCAUUUUUUAUCUAGUCAGCCUUCUAAUGUAUGCUUCAUUGUGUGUAACGACGGUAAGACAAAUUCAGCAAUGUUGGUUUGUGGCUUCCUUCUUUAUGUUGGUUUCAUUACCGAGCCUAAAGAUGCCUUACAGUUAUAUGCUGUAAAAAGAACUCCUCCAGCUCUUCAACCCUCCCAUGUUCGGUACCUGGAAUAUCUGUCUCAGGUACUGGCUCAUCCUCAACCUACCAUUGUUGCGCAGAAGCUGAGAAUUAUGUCAGUUGUCAUCUCUCCUGUACCUGUCUUCAAUAAAAACAGGGAUGGGUGUCGGCCAUUUCUUGAUCUAUUUCAAGGAGAAGACAAGGUGUUCACCACUGUCGACGACUACGAUAGAAUGACAGUCUUCAAUGUAUCUCAUUCCAAGGUAGUUAUUCCAGUUAGGUGUACUGUAGCCGGGGAUGUCACUUUAGCUGUUUACCAUGCUCGUCAAGUCUUGACAAAGGCGAGUCCCAUCAAAAUGUUCCAGCUUCAAUUUAGUACAGCGUUUAUAAAUGAUACAACUCUCAUUUUUACCAGGUCUGACCUUGAUGAUAGCGAAAAUGACGGCCUGCAAGAAUCUUUGCUGGUGUCUAUUUGCCUCGAAGAAGGUGGAGACCCAGUUACCAGCGUGGCACCAUGGGCCAACAGAAGACCAGUCUCUUCGGAAGCGUUGUUCACCUCCAAAUUGGAAGCUUCUGAAACGGCCGAUACCUUUGUUCCUAAACAACGUAAUAAAAAGUCAGUGCCUCCACCAAGACCUGGCCCUCCACCGAGACCUGCUCCUAGUCCGAAAUUGGAAGAAAGGAGGCAUAAUAAUAGUGAAAGUGCCAACUUGUUGAAUCUAGAAGAAAGUGAAGUAAUAGACGCAGUCGAAACUGACGAUUUAUUAAAUCUUGGAGGUGGCGAUUCGGGAAUCACGUCUGGUGUUGAUUCUAUUUUCCAAAGUUUCUCUGCUGCACCUCCUCCUCAACCAACUCAAUCGUUCACCGUACCACCUCCGCAAUCACAGCCCCUCUUUGAUCCAUUUAUUCAAACCAACGGAACAACUGAUCAGGUAAAUUGUAAGACUGAAAACCUACUAGGGGAUUGGGAUGCCAAUUUUGCUGAUUUCACAUCAAACAUGAACAACAUAAACAACGGAACUAGUGAGACUGUGACGAUUAGUAGUUCGGUCGUUGAGGAAAAUUUGAGUUCUAGUUAUAAAGAAAAACAAAACGAUAUGAAUAGCCUGUCUAGUGAAUUCAACAACCUUGGUGUAGGAAAGGCGAAUAGUAUGCAGCGCAACGUUAGUUCACCUAAUCUACACUCGGAUCUCUUCGAAGAAUUUAUUACGAAACCAAAGGCUAUGAGCAAUGCAAAUAGUCCUGCGAAAACCCCAUCUGAAGCCAAUUACAACAGGGCACACUUCGAAUCUGCAAAGCCCCCACCUGCUAACAAUCAGACCGGCAAGAAGGCGACUGAUAUAUUCGAUGACCUCCUCGGCAGCCAAGGAUAUUCGUUUUCCAGUAAGAAGGAGUCCGGUCCAAGGACGAUUAACCAGAUGAGAAGGGAGGAUCAAGCCAAAGUUGUAGAUCCUGAAAGGCUUAAGGUUAUGGAUUGGACGGAGGGUAAGACAAAUAACAUCAGAGCCUUGCUGACAUCCUUGCAUACCGUUCUGUGGCCUGAAGCAAAGUGGCAACAGUGUAGCAUGGCUCAGCUCGUAACGCCGGCCGACGUGAAGAAAGCCUACAGGAAAGCGUGUAUUGCAGUUCACCCUGACAAGCAUAUCGGAACUUCGAACGAGUCAUUAGCAAAGAUGAUAUUUAUGGAAUUGAACAAUGCCUGGAGUGAAUUUGAGAAAGAAUCUACUUAG